Molecule: messenger RNA, 4759 nt
Organism: Loa loa (African eye worm)
Lineage: Eukaryota; Metazoa; Nematoda; Chromadorea; Rhabditida; Onchocercidae
Product: SH2 domain-containing protein
Exons: 31
Coding region: 274-4572 (1432 amino acids)
Biological process (GO): transcription elongation-coupled chromatin remodeling; nucleosome organization; mRNA transcription by RNA polymerase II
Cellular component (GO): transcription elongation factor complex
Molecular function (GO): DNA binding; nucleosome binding; histone binding
Source: RefSeq, a predicted model, not a curated record
UUUCAGACGGGAUAUAUAAUUCGAGAAUUAAUGAAGAAGAAAUAAAGUGGAAAUGUCGGAAUUUUUGGACAAUCAAGCGGAAGAGUCCGAAAAUUCAGGUGAAACGACAGACACAUCCAUUGAUGAUGAUGAUUUGGAGCCUCGUGCUAAACGGAAGCGAAAGCAGAAAAAGAAAAGGAGAAAGCAAAAAAGACGAAACGAAUUAGGAGUGAUGAUGAGGAUGAUGAAGAGGAUGAUGAUGGGGAAGAUGACGAAGCCAAAAUUCAAAAGGAAAUGGCAGGUUUCGUUGUCGAUGAAGACGAAGCUGAAGAAGAUGGUGAUGAUAAUGAGGACGACGACAGAAGUGAUAUUGAAAAAGAUGAUGAUCUAGAAUUGGACGAUGAAGACUUGGACUUGUUGAAUGAUAACUUAGACAUACAGCAGCGUCCAGCUGGUGGUCGUGUGGUAAUUGAAAGUGACGAAGAAGAGGAUCGUGACCGUAGCAAGAGUAAUCUUUAUGAUAAGGAUGAUUUGGCUGGUGAUGAUGAUCAGCGCAGCGAUUACAGGGAAUCAGAACGACGUGUUUAUGAUGGCGAUGAGGGUUCAGGCACGGAAAGCGAACAUUCUGAAGACGACUUCAUUGUUACGGAUGAUGGGCAACAGCCGCAACAUCGACAGCGUCGUUAUCGUUUUGCAGAUGUGCCAGAGCAAGCUAUUGAUGACGCGCGGGAGAUAUUCGGAGUCGAUGACUUUAAUUUUGCUGAAUUUUACGACGAAGAUGCUGAACCAGGCGAAGAUGAGGAUGAAUACCCGGAAGAUGAAGAACAAGAAGAACUGGAAGGAGGCGAUGUAUCGCGUUCCCGUAAGAUGAAACCGAAAGAAAAGAGAGCUACUUUGAUGGAUACAAUUGAACCUGCAGAGCUUGAAGAGAAACUACUUUCUCCUAUGGAUAAACGUAUACAACUGGAUGAUCGUCCUGAACGCUUCCAACUUCGUCGGGUUCCAGUGUGUGAGGCUGAUGAACACGAGCUUGAAAUUGAAGCCAAAUGGAUUUACCAGUAUGCAUUUGAUAAUGCUACUUUGUCGGAACAGGAAGAAAGCUGUCUUACGGUAUUGUCAAAUUUGGAUCUUCGCAUUGAUGAACGAGCUAAAAUUGCUGCAGAGGCACCAGAUAAAAUUAAGGAAGCCUUGAAAUUCAUCAGAAAUCAAUUGUUUGAGGUACCAUUCAUAGCAUUUUAUCGUAAGGAAUAUGUAGAAUCAUGCUUAGUAAUCAACGAUUUAUGGAAAGUUUAUCAGUGGGAUGAAAAGUGGUGUCACCUGCAACAAAGAAAGAAACGUUUAUUAGAAUUGAUGAAACGGAUGUUGAAUUAUCAGAUGGAGAAUGACAACGCGGCAGGGAUGCGUAUUGUUACUGAGCAGGAUAUGAAUGAAGUGCAUGGAGUACAAACAGUAGAAGGUUUGAUGGAUGUUUCGACGAAAUUCCAAUUGUAUUAUGGUCCGGAAGUACCGAAAAUGAUAGACUGGGAAAAAAUUCAAAAUUUGAGUGAAGACGAUCCUGAACGUGAAGCUGCUGAAAUGCGUUUUCGUGCUGCUACAAGAACCGACAAAUAUAUGCUAUGUGUCCAGAAUGGAUUAUCCGGAAUGGCUUCACGUUUUGGCUUGACUCCUCUGCAAUUUGCAGAAAAUCUUGAUUGGAAGCGGCAUGAUAUUGUGCAAGACGAUGAAGAACCACUGAAGGCGGCAGAGCAAUAUGUCUGUCAAAGUUUCCCCACUCCAGAAGCUGUGUUAACUGGUGCUAUUCAUGUUGUUGCUAAACAGCUAAGCAGAGAACCAAAAGUACGAGAACUGCUGCGGUUACGAUACAGGUUACGUUUGAAGAUUUCGGUAUGUCCGACGAAAAAGGGCCGAGAAGAAAUCGAUGAAAACCACAAAUUGUGGCCCAGAAGGUACAUACGCGAUAAGCCUGUUGCAAGUUUACGACAUGAUGAAUAUUUGUGGUACGUGCAGGCGCAUGCUGGUGGAUUACUGAAUUUAAAGUUGCACUGUGACACAGAGGACGAUGUUAGAUUUGAAAAGACGAUGCUUCAAGAAUUUCUUUCAGAACAGCCUUAUCACAGAGAUGAAUAUUCUCGCGUUGUUGAUACAUGGAACAAGAUCAGAGAAGAAGCAGUAACAGUUUGUGUUAACAACUUUCUUUUGCCGGUGUUUGAACGCGAAGCUCAUGAAAGGCUUCUGCAGGAAGCAAAAGAUUAUGUGAUAAAACAAAGCACGCAGAAUUUGUAUGAUCGAAUUAAAACUGCUGCUUAUCGUAACGUGCAUGAUGAUGAUGAUGAUGACUUUGAAAGUGGAUUUGCUAGUGGAACAAGAGUUUUAAGUAUUGCGUAUCCUGAAGAAAGAGACCAGGCAUCAUUUUGUGCUCUUCUUGAUCAAGAUGGCCAAGUUUUAGACCAUCUUCGACUAAUUCAUAUUACGAAAAGUAUGAAUUCAAAAAGACCAGGUGAAGCAGACCUAAAGCGUCAGGAUAUGGUUCAUUUGCGCAAAUUCAUCGAAAAACGUCGCCCUUGUGUAAUUGCAAUAUGCGGUGAAAAUAUGGAUGCUUAUUAUCUUCGGCGGGAUAUUGAAUCUUUACUACACGAAAUUUCUGGGAUGGCAAAAGAAAUUCCAGUGGAAAUUGUAGAUAAUGAAGCAGCCAAAAUUUAUAUGCACAGCAAACAGGCAAUUGCGGAAUUCCCUAAUUAUCCACUAAUGCUGCGACAAGCAGUUUCCUUAGGCCGUUUGUUGUUGGAUCCAUUAAUCGAAUAUGCACACUUAUGUAAUACGGACGAUGACAUUCUUUGUGUUUCAUAUCAUCCGUUGCAAAGUGAAGUUAACAAGGAAGAACUAUUGUUUGCGUUAUCACUGGAAUUCAUAAACAGAGUGAAUGAAGUAGGUGUGGACGUAAAUCGUUGUUUGGAAUACUCUCAUACCUCAUAUUUGUUGCAAUUUGUUUGUGGCUUAGGGACGAGAAAGGCGGUGCAUUUACUGAAAAUACUGAAACAGAAUGAUAAUCUUCUGGAAAGUCGGACAAAAUUAGUUACAUUGUGUCGUAUGGGACCGAAGGUAUUUAUGAAUUCGGCAGGCUUUAUCAAGAUUGACACAGCAAAGGUGUCUGAAAGAACUGAUGCUUAUGUUGAGGUGCUGGAUGGUUCCCGAGUGCAUCCAGAAACAUAUGAAUGGGCUCGGAAAAUGGCGGUCGAUGCUCUAGAAAUUGAUGACGCUGCUGAUCCUACAAGUGCUCUGGAAGAAAUUUUGCAAAAUCCAGAUAAGCUUAAGGAUCUUGAUCUUGACGCUUUUGCGGAAGAACUUGCCCGGCAAGGUUUUGGUAACAAAAGUAUCACACUGUAUGAUAUUCGAGCAGAGCUAAAUCAUCGAUACAAAGAUCUUCGCAUUCCUUACGAAAGUCCAUCGGCUGAAAAAAUUUUCACGAUGUUGACAAAGGAAACUUCUGAUUCCAUAGGGAAACUGGUAAUGGGACGAGUAAUGCAUAUAGUUUAUCGCAAACCGAGAGAUCCAGAGGAACGAGAACGUGUACCUCCUAUUAGAGAUGAGCGUACGGGUCAGUGGAAAUGCCAGUAUUGUUACAAGCCUGAUUUCAACAAUACAAAUGAGGUGUGGCAACACAUUGACUCUUGUCCUGGUCAACCAGUGGGUGUAAAAGUACGAUUCGACAGUGGUAUAACUGGUUUCAUUCCAAAUAAGUAUUUAUCAGAUCGACCCGAUUCGUUUGUGGAUCCAAGCGAGAGGGUUAGGCGCAACCAACCCAUAUAUUGUCGAAUACUGGAGUUGGAUCCCGAUAAAUUUUCGGCGACCUGUUCAUGUCGAUCAUCUGACCUUAGAGGCCUACAGCCACAGAAUAGCGAGUUCGACCGUUACUUCGACAAACUGAAGUAUCAGGAUGACGAUGAAAAGGAUAAGAAACUAAGGGAGAAAAGGAAAAUUGUAACAUAUUUCGUGAAAAGGGUUAUAUCGCAUCCAUCAUUUCAUAAUGUGACUUUUAAAGAUGCCGAACGAAUGCUUCAAAAAUUUGAACAAGGCGAAGCCAUCAUUCGACCUAGUUCAAAAUCCGUUUCACAUCUAACUGUAACAUGGAAAGUUGCUGAUGGUAUUUACCAACACAUCGAUAUUAAAGAAGAAGGGAAACAGCACCAAUUUAGUCUUGGCAAAACGUUGUUAAUUGGUACAGAAGAGUUCGAAGAUUUGGAUGAAAUCCUUGCUCGCCACAUACAACCUAUGGCAGCGUUGGCCCGUGAUGUUUUGUCGCAUAAAUAUUUUUUGGAUGGCAAACGGGCUGAAGAUCGAGAUGCUAUUGAGAGUUAUCUCUUCGAUGAAAAAAAACGAAAUCCCCAGCGGAUACCUUAUACGUUGACACCAUCACAAGAAUAUCCCGGAAAAUUUGUUGUAUCGUAUUUGCCGCGCAACAAAGCAAGGCAUGAGUAUAUGACCGUAACACCAGAAGGAUUUCGUUUUCGACAGCAGUUGUUUCAAAGUCUUGAAGUUGUUUUAUCUUGGUUCAAAGUGCAUUAUCGAGAACCACCACCAGGAAUGUAUCGUUGAAAUGGUUGUGAACAUGACGAAAUGGACGUUUUCUUCAUUGCUAUAUUUCAUAUUUUGUUAAUCUUUCGUUGCAUGUUGAAAAAUUUAACUAAAGUUCCUGUUUUUAAUUCAUAUAUGUGUUUUUACAAAUAUCUCGAUUAUAUACAUAAUACUGUAAAGAGAUUAAGCAGUCAUUAUAUAAUUUCCG